This is a messenger RNA of Priapulus caudatus, 5123 nucleotides long. RefSeq lists its product as uncharacterized. Gene Ontology annotation, biological process: small GTPase-mediated signal transduction; positive regulation of peptidyl-serine phosphorylation. The record is from RefSeq and is a predicted model, not a curated record. Gene Ontology annotation, molecular function: guanyl-nucleotide exchange factor activity; protein binding. Lineage: Eukaryota; Metazoa; Priapulida; Priapulimorpha; Priapulimorphida; Priapulidae.
GAUUAUCUUGUUUGGUCGGGAUUUACUGCGGCGGCCGGUGGAUAACUGACGGCACAGCGUUAUACUGCUCCGGCCUAGCUUUGUACUCGCGCGAAAACUUGUCUAUUACCAGGUGCGAACGGCUUGUUGAUGAUGCUUAGCAGUAGUCGAGCAGUUCCGCUUUACGAGGUCUUGUUUCGCGAGCUCAGCGUGGAUGUAAGGGGGGGUGCUGGCGCGGCUGCAGUCGUAAUCAGGGCACGUACAGAAACGCGUGGGUGCCCCGCACCUCGUCUGGUCUACCUUCCAUCAGCAUCAUCCCCACGAGCAGUGCUGACCAGGAUUAUGAGAGCAUAAAGCUGACGCCACUCGACCGCAUUGUCAUGGCAACAAAGGAAGCCGUGCCGCACAUUGAGAUUGACAAAUGGCUGCUGUCGCUGGGAAUGACGCAGUACACGCCCAUGUUCGACAGGUUCUACGGAGUCGAGGUUACAAGACGAGCAUGCCGCGUAAGAACUCGUCGUCGUCCUGUUCGUCGUCAUCGUCCAACUCUAACGACAGCGUCGCCGAGAUCUCGCAGCAGUGGGAGACGUCGGCUGAGGACCUGAAGGCGGAGCUGGAGGCCGAGCUGCGGCUAGAUAGCAACGACAUCCGCAGUCACGCGUGGUAUCACGGCAAGAUCACGCGCCAGCGUGCAGAGUGCCUCGUCGCUCACGACGGUGACUUCCUCAUCAGAGACUGCAUAUCGCAGCCCGGAGAGUACGUGAUGACGACGUGUGUCGAUGGCAAGCCCGUACAUUUCCGCGUCAGCUCGGCGAUGGUUGGCCAGGGCCACUACCCACGAAUUCAGUAUCACUUCGAAGAGGAGCGAUUCGACAAGCUGCCAGAACUAGUCAGGUACUAUAUCGGCAACGGAAAGCCGAUCUCGGAAUCGUGCGGCGCGCGCAUCUCGCAGCCCGUCAACCGCACGAUGCCGCUCAGCUACUACGACGCCAAGUACGGCGUGCUGACGAAGCGACGUGCCAGCUCCUCCUACUCGAGCUUCCAGCCCAAGGUCGCCGCCUUCCAGAACGGGGAAGCCUCCCUGAGGGCAGCCGGGGGGAAGCCGCUCGUGCGCCGCAAGUCUCUCGGCGCGAUCGCCGGCCUCGCGGGUAGCGGGCUGAGCUUGCGACGGGAGGAGCUGCUCCCAGGCUCCUCCCCCUCUCCCUCCGCCGGGUCCUCCCCGCCGCGCCCCAUACUGAAGGUGAACACGCGGAGAGAGGCGAUGGGUCUGCAGCACACGGCGUCGCUGGGGAGGCGCGGCAAGCAGUGGAAGGAGGAGGAGAUGGAGGAGGGGAGCGGUGGAGAGGAGAAGCCGGGGUCGGCGAGGAGAGGAGGCUCCCCGCUGCUGCGCUGCUACAGGAGUCUGCAGCGCAGCUCGUCGCUGAAGGAGUGCGGUGGCAGUCUCUCGCCCGCCGCCAGCCCGUCGGGCAGCCCCGUGAUGGGCCGCGCCAACCUGCCCCUGUCGGCCCUGGCGGCAGCCCCACACUCUCCACUAGCUACCCUAAAUGGUGCACCUAAGCCUGGGAAGCUCACCCUUAACGGAGUGACCCCGCCAGGAUUGAAUGGAGCGACAGGCACUGUCACCCUCACCCCAGACUCUGCCCAGCAGUCGCAAGCGGUGACACCUAGCGGCAGCAGCGGGCAGCCAGCGACACCUGGUGACGGUAGCGGGCAGGCAGUGACACCUGGCGAUGGUGGCGGGCGGGCGGCGACACCUGGCGGCAGUCCGUUCCUGCAGCACCGCGUCAUUCCCGUCCGCAAGGUGGCGCUGCCGAGCUUCGGCAUCUCGCGCUCGGAGAAGGUCGAGCGCGUGGCGGCGGGCAGCGGUGGCGCCCUCUCAACGCCGACGACGCCGACGUCGUUCGGUGGCCGACCAAUGACGGCGCUCUCGACGCUGGUCUGCACGCAGCCGGACCUCAUUGCCGCCGUCGCCAACGUGGUGGCGCCACCGUCGUGCGGCCCCCUGGUGGCGCCGGCGCCCAACGCGACGAAUUCAAAGUCCCUCCUCGAGCGACUCAAGGAGAAGAAGCUUGCCAAGCAGCAGCGCACCGAGACGCCAGGGGGUGCCACCGCCUUGUCGCCCGCCGACCUCAGCAUCGAGACGGCACCGAGGGAAAGCGAGGGGGCGCCACCGCUGAUGCGCUCAGGCAGCGAGCCGCUGCGCAGCCCCGCGGCUGCGACGGCGGGGGUGCGCGCGUUCCGCAUGCCGUGCCUCGGCUCCGAGCCCGACCUGUAUUCACCACCAGAUGGCGCCCCGCCGAAGCCGUCGCUGCCGUCGCCGUCGACAGUGGACGCGGCGCUGACGGGUGCGCGCGCUGAAACUACGGACUAUGCAGACGUUGACUACAGCACUGCAGGAGGAGGUGGAGGAGGUGGAGGAGGAAGUGCUAAGCAGUGCGAACACACCUGCCUGAGCCUGAAGACCGCCAUCGCGUGCCGCCCCGACCCUCCCACGCGCACCGCCGCCCCAGACCCCCCGCCACGCGAGGGCGCCACUGUGAUAACGAGCCAGCCACCGCCGCGCUGCCGGCUGCCAUACGGACGCGCGCGGUCGCCCGAGCGCGAGCGCAGGCAGGUGGCGCUACCGUACAAGCGGCCGGUCGUCGGCGACAAGUGCAAGGAGGCGCCACCGUUGGUCGGCUCGCUGCUGCGCAACAAGGAGAUCACGAAUAACGUGAACACACAGAAGGAGAUCACAAACAACAUGAACAUACAGAAGGAUGUCAUGAACAACGUAAACACACAGAAGGAGAUCACGAACAAUGUGAACACACAGGAGAUCACGAACAACGUGAACACACAGGAGAUCACGAACAACGUGAACACACAGAAGGAGAUCACGAACAACGUGAACACAAGGAUGGAGAACAAGAACAAUGUGAAUACGACCAAUGUGAACACACACAAGGAGAUCAUGAACAACGGGAACCCACAGAAGGAGAUCACAAACAAUGUGAACACACAGAAGGAGACCACGAACAAAGAAAACCUCAAGCUGCCGCUGAACAACAACAACUACUACGAGCCAAGAAAGCAGCAGCGCCACCUGGCGGUGCCGCGCGGCGACACGAUCGCGCUGCGCUACUCGACGCUGAAAGACGGCGAGCCGCCAUCGUUGUCGCUGUCACCAGCCGCCGCUCCGUCGCCGCGACGACGCUACUCCGACACUCGCUUCUCGAUCCUCGACACACUGACGCCCUCUAGCGAGAACGACUACGCCGACGACGACGGCGACGACAGCGACGGUGGCGCCCUCACGCCGAUCGAGAUGCCGGACGCGUCGGAGGCGUCGCGCAUCGACGCGGCGGCGUUCGCGUGCGCGUUCCUGCCCGCCGACAACAAGCCGCUCGCGCCGCGGCCGAUGCUCGAGGUGCGGGAGCUGCUGCUGCACGCGACGCCCGUCAAGCUAGCGCAGCACCUGACGCGCUGCGACGUCGACGCAGUGCAGAGCGGCGUGCCGGCGCCGAGGCUCGGGCUCGGUGUCACGUCCGGGUUGGAGCUGAUCACACUGCCGCAGGGCGGUCGCAUGCGCCGCGACCUACUGGAGAGAUCCCCUCGCUCACGCUCGCCCCCUUCCUCUUCACAGAUCGCGCGCCUCGCGCUCACCUGGGGGCGCCUCGCGCUGCGGCACGCCGCCGCCGCCGCGACGUUCGACGCCAAGCUGCGGCCGCACCUGAAGAACCUGACGAGCGGCGGCACGAUGGGCCUGCACGACGCCAACGUCUCGAUCCCGUUCAUCUGCCCGCUGCUGCAGCUGCUCGAGACGACCUCUGCCGGCGACCUCAUCGACGCCGCCGCCGACUGGGACCUGUCGAUGGACGCCGUCGCCGCGCACCUCGCUGGCGGACGCGUCGUCGCUCGGCAGACGCCUGUCUACCGCAGCAACGCGGCGACGUACCUGGGCGGCGGCGGCGGGCAGGUGUAUCGCGACGAGCUGCUGCAGGUGUUCCGCAGCGAGAUGCACCUGCGGCUGCUGUUCGGCGCGCGCGGCGCCGACGCCGAUCGCGCGGUCCGCUACGCUAAGUUCUCGCUGCUGCUCACCGUCAUGUCGGACAAGCUGGAGCCCUGAAGGUGGCGCCGCCGCGAGACAUGUCGGACAAGCUGGAGCCCUGAAGGUGACGCUGCGAGACAUGUCGGACGAGAUGGAGCCCUGAAGGUGGCGCUGCGAGACAUGUCGGACGAGAUGGAGCCCUGAAGGUGGCGCUGCGAGUGCGCGCAGCAUAUCCGACAAGCUGGAGCCCUGAAGGUGGCGCCGCCGCGAGACAUGUCGGACGAGAUGGAGCCCUGAAGGUGGCGCCGCGAGACAUGUCGGACAAGCUGGAGCCCUGAAGGUGGCGCUGCGAGUGCGCGCAGCAUGUCGGACAAGCUGGAGCCCUGAAGGUGGCGCUGCGAGCGCGUGCAUGUCGGACAAGCUGGAGCCCUCUAGGUGGCGCUGCAAGCGCGUGCAUGUCGGACAAGGUGGAACCCUGUAGGUGUCGCCGCGAACAUGGGUGUAGCACAGAUUAUUGAACGAACCGAUUGUGUUCAAUAUGUGGUGUUUUUCAUAUUGUAUUACAGAAUUUUUAUCUUACGAGUUAAGCGUUGAUUUUGUAAUGAAUAAUCGCACGUUUUUUCGUAGCCGUUUCACAGAAGUGUAUUUCAAUCCGGCGAUCGAUGAACGGGGAUUUCACGAGUACUUUCUUUUCUGUGCAAGACUUUCGCCUUCUGUUGAAGGAAGCAAGUUUCCCUCAUGCGUGGUGACAUCACGGCAUUUUACGAAAUUCUUUCUGUUCGUAUUUUGUUAUAGACGUUUUAACAUGAAGCCGACUGCUGCCGCGGUAACCGCUCACAGCGCCACCUAUUGCAGGAAGCGAGCAAUUCAAUCUCAGAGCGUAGAAUACAUUGCUUUAGUAUUAUCGUGAUGAAUCGACUAGUUAGUGUGUAUUGACUCGAGUCAUAUAUAUAGACGUGGCCAUUUAAAAUAAUUUCAUCAAGACCACUACCAAUAUUCGCUGAAUGAAAUAAAUUCGUAUUUAUGAUUUUUGUAAGAAUUUUUCAAAAAAGCUUAAUAUAUUGUAUGAUCUAUUGUAUUGUGUACAUAAAAUUGUUCACAUAAAUUCUAAUAA